Molecule: messenger RNA, 369 nt
Organism: Odobenus rosmarus divergens (Pacific walrus)
Lineage: Eukaryota; Metazoa; Chordata; Mammalia; Carnivora; Odobenidae
Product: histone H2B type 1-like
Exons: 1
Coding region: 1-369 (122 amino acids)
Cellular component (GO): nucleosome
Molecular function (GO): structural constituent of chromatin; protein heterodimerization activity; DNA binding
Source: RefSeq, a predicted model, not a curated record
AUGCCUGAACCCGCCAAGUCGGCUCCGGCCCCGAAAAAGGGCUCCAAGAAGGCGGUGACCAAGGCGCAGAAGAAGGACGGCAAGAAGCGCAAGCGCAGCCGCAAGGAGAGCUACUCGGUGUACGUGUACAAGGUGCACCCCGACACCGGCAUCUCGUCCAAGGCCAUGGGCAUCAUGAACUCGUUCGUCAACGACAUCUUCGAGCGCAUCGCGGGCGAGGCGUCCCGCCUGGCGCAUUACAACAAGCGCUCGACCAUCACGUCCCGGGAGAUCCAGACGGCCGUGCGCCUGCUGCUGCCCGGGGAGCUGGCCAAGCACGCCGUGUCCGAGGGCACCAAGGCCGUCACCAAGUACACCAGCUCCAAGUGA